CUUUCAAUGCGUUGCAGGCCAUGACCAAUGUUGAGCUAGAGCAUCCUGCGCUGUCGCAGUUGCAUCAGCUGUUGGUGGUGGAAGAGAACUAUCAGGCGAGCGAGGCUCUACUGCGACAGAUGGCCGCGGAGAAUAUAUUCGAACAGUAUAUACAGAAGGUGAGUGUAUGCAAACAGUAUAUGAAGAAGGUGAGUGUAUUCAAACAGGAUAUGGAGAAGGUGAGUGUAUGCAAACAGUAUAUAAAGAAGGUGAGUGUAUGCAAACAGUAA
Sphaeroforma arctica JP610 is the source of this 269-nucleotide messenger RNA. RefSeq lists its product as hypothetical. The transcript has a single exon. The annotation marks the transcript as partial. The record is from RefSeq and is a predicted model, not a curated record. NCBI's taxonomy places the organism in Eukaryota, Ichthyosporea, Ichthyophonida.